AUCCCCCCCCCCCAGGUCCGCGCCGCGUCACCUUUAUUUAUUUUCCCCAUUUCUGACUUUCCCGGACACAAAUGGCGCUUCCUCUCUCUAAGCCUCCAACACUGCCCUAACCAUAACCGAGACGCGCCGCUUAAGAAUAUAAUGAAAUGAAGCGCGUGUUCGAGGAAAUCUCCGAUGACGAGUGGGGGAACCACUCCUUCAAGCCCUCUCGCGUCCUCAGAAACCCGCAACAGCCACCACCUCCUCCCAUCGAAUCCUUCACUUACGCAUCGUCCAAGCCCCAAGUCGAAAUCACACUUAAUUUGGAGGACGACGAUGUGGAGGCGGAGGCCGCGAGGCCCGCGGCGAAUCGUGGCCGUCGGUUCGUGGUCGAUGACGACGAGAGCGAUGGGGAUUUCAAGGAAGUGUUUGAGGUAAAGUCGAGCGACGAGGAGGAGGAGGAGGAUGUGGUAGGGAAGGCUUUGCACAAGUGUGCGAAGAUAUCGACGGAGUUGAAGAGAGAGCUGUACGGCUCGUCGCGGACCGCGUGCGACCGCUACGCGGAAGUGGAGGCUUCUUCAGUUAGGAUUGUGACCCAGGAUGAUAUUCAUGCGGCAUGUAGGUCAAAGGACUUGGAUUUUCAACCUGUUCUCAAGCCAUACCAGUUGGUUGGGGUCAACUUUCUUCUUCUGUUAUAUCAGAAGGGUAUUGGGGGAGCCAUUUUGGCAGAUGAGAUGGGCCUUGGGAAGACUAUCCAGGCUAUUACAUAUUUGACCUUGCUGAAACACUUGAACAAUGAUCCUGGUCCACAUUUAAUUGUAUGUCCUGCAUCUGUUUUGGAAAACUGGGAAAGAGAACUUAAAAAGUGGUGUCCUUCGUUUUCCGUUCUCCAGUAUCAUGGGGCUGCGCGAUCUGCCUAUUCGAAGGAACUGAGCUCUUUAGCUAAAGCUGGAUUGCCGUCUCCUUUUAAUGUUCUUCUUGUGUGUUAUUCACUUUUUGAAAGACACAGUGUGCAGCAGAAAGAUGACCGUAAAAUUCUGAAGCGUUGGCGAUGGAGCUGUGUGCUGAUGGAUGAGGCCCAUGCCUUGAAGGAUAAAAAUAGCUAUAGGUGGAAAAACCUAAUGUCUGUAGCACGAAAUGCAAACCAGCGUCUAAUGCUGACAGGAACGCCACUCCAAAAUGAUCUACAUGAGCUGUGGUCAUUGUUGGAGUUUAUGAUGCCUGAUCUUUUUGCUACUGAGGACGUAGACUUGAAAAAGCUUUUAAAUGCAGAUGAUUUGGAUUUGAUUGGUCGUAUGAAGUCUAUUUUGGGACCAUUUAUAUUGAGACGUUUGAAAUCUGAUGUAAUGCAGCAACUUGUUCCAAAGAUUCAACGGGUCGAGUAUGUUGUAAUGGAAAAGCAACAAGAAGAUGCAUAUAGGGAAGCUAUUGAGGAAUAUCGUGCAGCUUCACGAGCUCGUAUUGCAAAAAACUCACAGAUAAACUCAGUUAAUAUUUUUGGAGUUCUUCCUCGGCGUCAAGUGUCCAACUAUUUUGUUCAGUUUCGUAAGAUUGCAAAUCAUCCUUUAUUGGUUAGGCGUAUUUACAGUGAUGAGGACGUUGUUCGUUUUGCUAAAAAGUUUCAUCCAAUGGGUGCGUUUGGCUUUGAAUGUACCUUGGACAGAGUAAUUGAAGAACUUAAGAGUUACAAUGACUUUUCCAUUCACCGGCUUUUACUUUCCUAUGGUGUCACUGGUACAAAGGGAAUCCUUCCAGACAAACAAGUUAUGCUUUCAGCAAAAUGUCGGGCAUUGGCUGAACUUCUUCCUUCACUAAAGCAAGGUGGGCAUCGUGUUCUGAUUUUUAGCCAGUGGACGUCAAUGCUUGAUAUCUUGGAAUGGACUUUGGAUGUGAUUGGGGUUACAUACAGACGACUUGAUGGAAGUACUCAGGUGACAGAGCGACAGACGAUAGUCGACACAUUCAAUAACGAUGCUUGUAUAUUUGCAUGCUUGCUCUCCACGAGAGCUGGAGGGCAGGGAUUGAACUUGACUGGAGCUGAUACUGUCGUCAUCCAUGACAUGGAUUUCAAUCCACAGAUUGACAGGCAGGCUGAAGAUCGUUGUCAUCGCAUUGGCCAAACAAAGCCUGUCACCAUAUACAGGCUGGUGACCAAGGGUACUGUUGAUGAGAAUGUUUAUGAGAUUGCGAAGCGGAAGCUAGUCUUGGAUGCUGCAGUCCUCGAGUCUGCUAUGGAAAUGGAUAAUGAAGGUGAAACGUCUGAAAAGACUAUGGGAGAGAUAUUAUCGGCGCUUUUGUUGGGUUAGGACAUUCAUUCACUGCGACAAGCAAAUCUUAAAUAUUGUAAUUCUUUUGCUUCUUCCUGUACUAUUUAGACCAUAGUGCCUAUACUAUAGGGAUGUAAAUUAGCACUAAGGUAUCGCGCGGUUAAAAUUACUAUAAAUAAGUUAUUAUGAGUCGCUUAGACAUUUUAGAUU
This is a messenger RNA of Alnus glutinosa, 2456 nucleotides long. RefSeq names its product protein CHROMATIN REMODELING 19. The transcript has 12 exons. The record is from RefSeq and is a predicted model, not a curated record. Gene Ontology annotation, molecular function: chromatin binding; DNA binding; ATP binding. Gene Ontology annotation, cellular component: nucleus. The coding region runs from base 147 to 2285 and encodes 712 amino acids. NCBI's taxonomy places the organism in Eukaryota, Viridiplantae, Streptophyta, Magnoliopsida, Fagales, Betulaceae.